Molecule: messenger RNA, 1662 nt
Organism: Lodderomyces beijingensis
Lineage: Eukaryota; Fungi; Ascomycota; Pichiomycetes; Serinales; Debaryomycetaceae
Source: the annotation of a GenBank genome assembly
AUGGUAGAUCAUCCAACUGUUGUUCUUCAAGAAAAUCAAGAUGACUUGGUCCAUAUUGCAGCUCCGUUUAAACUUCCGCAUACUCAUACCAGCACGAUUUUGUUGGAGGAAGAUUACAAGUCAGUAGCCUCCACAGCCGAUUCGUCUCCAUUGUCGUCUCCGCAAGCUACUCCAAUUUCGUCACACGACUCUGGCGACUAUACCCCAUCUCAUCAACAAAAGCAGCAGCAGCUUUUGUUGGAAACCAUAAUCUCAUCAUUCACAAAACCAUUGAGUCAUGAAAACUUGUCUCGACAUUCACAGUUAUCACUCGAAGAUUUCAAAACCUCGCUUGCAGAAAAUGGGCUUUCCAUGUUGCCAAACUAUUCUAUAUGUCCCACGGGCGAGGAGUCUGGUCUGUACCUUGUCAUUGAUUUAGGCGGGUCGACUUUGAGGAUUGGGAUAGUUGAUAUUUCACCGGACUUGAAAUUGGCAAGAAACAAGAGAGUCAAGGUGUUGGUGGAGGAUAAAUGGAUCAUUUCCAAUGAAUACAAAAACAUUGAUUUUGCAUUUUUCAAAUUCAUUGGAUCCAAGAUUAUGGAUAUCUUGUCUAGACAAACGAGUAUCGACCUUUCGAGUUUAAUUAAGGUGGGGAUAACAUGGUCGUUUCCCUUGGAAACCACAAACUACAACAACGGCAACAUCUUGCACGUUUCCAAAGGAUACACCGUUGACGCUGAAGUUCACGGCAAGGACUUGAAGUUCUUGCUAGAAUCAACAUUGUGGAAUGAGUUUCACGUUAAAAUCGAUGUGAGAUCGAUAUUGAACGAUUCAUUAGCUGUAUACUCAGCUGGUUCCUUCUUGGACGACAAGAUGAAACUAGCCAUGGUAUUGGGAACUGGUUUCAACAUGUGCUGUUCUUUGCAAGCCAACUCCGAAACGAUGCACGAGUCUAAAUUAAUCGAUGAAAAAAUUUUGUUCAACACAGAGUUGUCCUUAUUUGGUCAGCAUUUAUGUCAAGAUUUUACCACCAAAUAUGACGCUGUUAUAGAUGCAAGAUUACAAUUUGCCAAGAAGCACAAUUUUAGGUCGUACUCGACACUUGACCCCACAGACAACUCAGUGUUUCAACCUUAUGAACUAAUGACUAGUGGGAGAUAUUUGCCUGAACUUUGCCGACUUGUUGUUGCUGAUCUUUACAACGGCGGGGAAAUCUUCGCUAAUUUCAGUCAAGAGGAAAUGGUGAAAAUCUUGACUUUACCCUAUGAUGGAUUUGAAGGAGAAAUUAUGUGUUUUGUUGACGAGUCGAAAGAUUUAGAGGCAAUUGGUGACAAGAUCCGCCAAUAUUACGGGUGGUCCAAAUCAAUUGCUCAUUCUGAUGUUGAAAAACUCAAAUCAAUCACAUCAUCGGUUAUCAAAAGGGCUGCGUUUUUUGUUGCCAAUGCCAUUUUGUCGUUUAUUCAACUAUUACAAGAGUAUAACAAGCAAGACAACUUUCAAGGUAUGCUAACCAUUGGGUAUGUUGGAUCAGUGUUGACUUAUUUCCAUAACUACAGAAAUUUGGUGACGAGUUAUGUGAAUCUGAGCAAAGAGGCCAAGACAAGUGGGUAUGAAAUUCAGUUGAAAUUGAUUGACAAUAGUUCCAUCAUUGGAGCAGCUAUCGGAGCAGCUUAUUAUUCAUAG